Anopheles nili is the source of this 5676-nucleotide messenger RNA. RefSeq lists its product as uncharacterized. The record is from RefSeq and is a predicted model, not a curated record. The coding region runs from base 1 to 5676 and encodes 1891 amino acids. Gene Ontology annotation, molecular function: protein binding. The transcript has 11 exons. NCBI's taxonomy places the organism in Eukaryota, Metazoa, Arthropoda, Insecta, Diptera, Culicidae. Gene Ontology annotation, biological process: establishment of mitotic spindle orientation; signal transduction; regulation of establishment of bipolar cell polarity. Gene Ontology annotation, cellular component: spindle.
AUGGACAAACUGCGCAAUGCAAACAGCGAAUCAAGUGUCGGGCACGUUUUCGAAUGCACCGCCAGUCGGCGGUCCGUUUUUGACAGCCGUGAAAAAGCGUCGUUUUAUCGCGGUACGACCGAGCGCAGUGGAGGACUCGCUGCUGAUGCGUGCUACUUCAACGCCGUGUUCAACGACAGCUCUGAAACGUACGACGACCAACAGCAGGAUAGCAGGAUCGAGAGUGUCACACCAGCAACCCGAUCGAUUGACUCAACCGACAACAGUGACUCGACGACGAUGGUACGCGUGCGAGUCGAACCAGUGGUCAACAACACCGCUGAUGGUGGGCAACAUUUUCGCCGCAGCCACUCGAUGCGAUCGUCCUUUAACUCGUUGCGUAGUUUACGCACGAAGCUGAAACCAGGUGGAAACGCCACCGGAAGCACGGUCAGCUCGUGUAGUGCAAGGAUGGCUUACGCUCACCUACCGACCGUGGGUGAUCUAGCGAGGUCUCCUUCGAUCAACAACACCUCCACCACCAGUAGCGGCAGUACCAACACCAGCAAGCGCUCCAAAGAAUCAUUUUUCCGGCCCAGCAACGAUGACGUACGGCGCAGUCUACGACACAAGCUGCACAAGCUAAAGCUCACGUAUCAGGAGCUGCGCCGUUUGCAGACGAAGGUGUUGCAGGAAAAUCGCACUCCAGAAGUGGCCAGUACCGACAACGGUGCGAUACCGAUACGCCCCGAUGGAGUGCCUCUCCCGGAAAAUGUACCCCCAAAGGCGGCCGCCUUGCUGGUGGAAGGAUUUUCCCGUGCGAACGCCACUCAAGGCUCGCUGAAAGUUCACCGACGGCCAGCCGAGUCGAACGUCGCCGUAAUCGGGGUGGUACGGCCUAACCCACCCAGGGAUAAGGAACAUCCAGCACCGGAAUCGAAGCUAACGGUGGUCAGAAAACAGCAACCGCAAGAAGCUGCACCACGAGCAGCAGGAAUUGCGGUGUCCGGCGAGCAGAAGGUGACGGUCAAUAUCGAAGGAACGGACCGAUCCGUUGACCAGCAAGCACCGGCAUCAGAAGGAGCUCAGCCGGAGCGCCAACUUGCUAUUUCGAGGACGGCUACCAUACGGAAAGGAUCCGUGUGGGCGAACAGUAGCACCAAAAUCAGUCUUCCGGAGCUGGUGACGAGGUCACUAUCGAACCUCGAGCUUCCGAGCUGCCGCAUUCCCUGUCCAACCAUAUCCCGGUCCGGUGCGGAACCACCGUCUCCCGAGCGUCAAUCCGGUGCCAGCUCGAGCUGCUCGCUGUCCACGAUCGAAACGCAAACAACGGCCACGGCCUCGGUCCUGUCCCUGCCCGUUACCGUCGCAACCGCCAGCGCCUGCUCGCUGACCUACGAAGAUGAGGUGUGCCGAAGUCCGGGCCGCAAAACCCCAAAAAGCUCCCCAUUCGGUUCCCUGCUGGCAGCGGUCACCUCGCCCGUACUGAGCCGCAUCUCGAGCGCCAGCUCGCCCAACCUCUCAAGCAGCUCCUCCGCCGCUUCCGGUAGCCGGAUGGAGUACCUUUUGCCCCACCAACAACACCCGCCCGGUGCGGGCCCAGGCUCGGCAAUCGCACCACAGGCUCGCCCACAGACUCAUUCGCCGAAAAUCGUGAAGAAAACGCGCCACCUCUCGACCAGCUCCGCCGAGGAGGGAACCGUGAUGGCGGACGCUUCCGGUGCCACCCUUAAGGGCCGUGUAGCGGAAGCAGAACGGAACGCUCGGAACGCGCAACAUUUGCUGCUGCGCUCGAACCGGCUCACCGUGAGUGAUGGGCGCGAUUUGAGUAGCAUCGCGUCGAUGGCUAACACCACUACGACCACGUCCGUCGAUGUCCUGGCGGUGCACAACGCCAAGAGCGUGUCGCCGCUGCCCGGAUACCAGCAGCAGCAACACUCGGUGGCCGCACCACCGUCCUACUGGAAGCAGAAGAAACUCCCGAACAAGAAGCAACACAAGCAGCUACAGGCGCAGCUAGACAAGCUGACCCAAAUUAACAUUCAUCUGCACGCACUCUUUUCGGCCGUCGAGCAUGGCCAUCUGGAAAAGGCACGCACGAUCCUGGAAAGCACGGACGUGGACGUUAACAGCCUCAACAGCGAUGGUCUCACGCCGCUGGACGUGGCCGUGCUCAGCAAUAACCGUUCGAUGACCAAGAUGCUGCUGCAGCAGGGCGCCAUCGAGAAUGCACAUUCUGUUCACGCGGCCAACAGCAACAUGGGCCUGCACCUGAACAAUCUCCUCUGCGACGCCGAAGCGACCGUACACGAGCUGGGAAACUUCGACGGUAACCAGGCGGCCGCAACCGGAAACGACCGCCCCGGUUCCGGAACCAACGCCAGCAAAACGGCCUUCUCGAACAUCAUUGGCAGCAGCGGUCCAUCGGUAACGAGUUGUACUGGUAGCGAAAUCGACAAGCAAGUCGGCUUGUGGGAGCGCCGCGUAAAAGGACUACGGCGGAUGAUACUCGGUUGGGAGCAGACGAAACCACCCGACGUCCCUAACCGAAUCGACAUCGACGUGACCGGGUGCAGUGCGGUCAGCUUGCGGUUGUACGAGCCGCUAGAAGGUGCCAUAACUACCAAAUUCAAAGUGCAAUGGUCAUCUAGGUCGGACUUCAGCAACGUGGUGGGUGAGCGAGAUAUUAGCGAAUGGUGCAGCUUCCACGGGUGCAUGGGUGCCGUCUGCAAUCUCAACGAGCUCAUCCAGGGCCGGCGGUACUUCUUUCGAGCCUGUGCUGGCAACGUGAAAGGCUGGGGACCCUACAAACAAUCCGUCCCAAACUGCGUUGUCCCAUCGAGCUGGCGUGACGUUGAGGGUCGAGACAACCGCUUCGUGGGCAAGCAACGCAAUCUGGAUGAGCUGUUCAACGCCGUCCGGCUGGCCCGGCCCGAAGAUGCGUCCGAGAUCGCGCUGGACGGUGGACAGCAGCAGAAGAGAGCGACAAAAAAGAAAACCACCAUCAAGCAGCUGUUUUCGGCGGCGUCCAAAUUCCAGAAAAAUCUUAAACGGGGUAUCUACUUAGCCUGCGUGCUGUACCACGAGGAUAAGCUACUGCUCACCAAUGAAGAUUUCGUCCCGGUAAUUGAGAUUGAUGAAACCUUCACCAGCAACCUACACACGGAUUUCUACUGGCUGAUGAAGGUGGCAUGUACAUGGGACGACGUGAAGUUGCUGCGCAUGGACAUGGAGCGAAACGCAUCAUCGGCGAUACACUUCCGCACGAAACUGCUGUCGGCCGCAUGUCAGAUGCAAUCCGCACUAUCGAUAACCGAUCUGGGACAAUUAUUCUAUCGGCCUUUACGAGACGUCCAUGGCACGGUCGUCCUGUCUUGUGUAAACUGUAUUAAGAGUCCUAAAGCGGUGUCGGUGCUCAACUCGCGGUGGAUACCACUGAAUAAAAUCCACAAAAAACUUGCCCUCUCAACGGAGGACAGCAACAUCAACGAAAUCCUGAUGAACUCAAUUCAGGAGCAGAUUAACUACCAUCAAGUGUCCAACAUUCGUCUCUCGCGCGGUUUGUACGUCGGUUAUCUCAAGAUGCAGAGCUCGGUUGAUGUGAUCCAAGUAGUGGUACCGGUGAAAGCACCUAAUGUGCUACCGCACUGCAAAAUACGCGACAAUCCUCACAUAUCGGCCGAGGAAUGGGAAUUGAUCAAACAACACAAGCCCUCCAGCAUUUUGGAAUUCCGACCUAAACAGCAAGGUCCCACCGAAGUGCAGCUACAUUUUCUCGAAAUGCUCACGAAAGCCGUCCAUAACCUGUUCCAGUACAUGGACAUCCCGGUGGACGUGGCAGUCGCCCAUCGCCUGUACGACGUCGAGGUGAUCGAACUCAACCCUGACGUGAGUUUUCUGAUCAUUUGUCCACCCGCCGAGAGUAGCUGUGCUGUCCCAGGGCAGAAGGAGAGCCUAUUGCAGCGUGGCGACCUGUUCUCUAUGCCCAUUCAGGCCUUCGAGAUGAUACAUCUCAAAACGUAUCAGGGUAGCAUCAUCCAGAAGUACUCACGGUUGUCCUGCAUCCUGGAGCUCGACACCAUGCUCGCAAACCAUUUGCACCGAGAAGCGUUUAGCAGCUCCGAGCUGCAGAAGGCAAAGGACCGGUUGGCCAAGUUGCAGGAACUUUCGGGGGGUUUAAAUACGAUCUGGAAAGGUGUCCGGUGGUUGAUGGAUGUGAUCGGUUACGCUCGAGAUCGCGCCAACAUGCCCGAGCUGAACAUGAAGCAAAUACUGGAAUACAAGACGACAUAUUUUGGAAAGCUGCCCAAAGGUGGCAAUGGUACCGAUAAUAAAAAAGGUGGUAGUGAAACGCAGUUGCUCCAUCCACCAAACGCUGGUGUAAACAGCUUCCACAAGAGCAGUCCAGGGCGGGGAUCGUGGCCUGGACCUGCAGUAGAGAACACACUUGGUCACAACGGGCUUCUCGAUGCGGAGCAUUCCAAGUCCGAACAGCUGUUGAAGUACAACAGUGUGCGAUUUUUGAACGUGAGUCAGGCUGGUUCGCGAAAGAACAGUGCCGACUCCAAUUCAGUCGCGACGCACAGCAGCUACUACUCGGUGACAGGCGUGGAACCCGAGAAAGAAUUCGUCGUCGUACCUCGGUUACCUCCAUCGCGCUCCGAAGAUACGCUUAACAGCUCCCAUCAUCACCAUUCGUCUGAUAACGGCGGAGGAAAGAUGAGCACGUCUGGGGUAGGCCUGCCCGGUGGAGGCGCAGGAAGUAAGAAACGACCCCCAACUAUAUACUCCAGCUUUUCGGCCACUUCCAGUCCGCUACUGAAUGUUCGCUCUCCAUUCCUAGUACCAGUGGUUCCGGCCACUGCUCCGGUAACGUCAACCAAGAUCGUACCUACCGUAGAAGAUCUGGAAAACACCAACAAUCAACAACCCGGUGUAGCCUCUAGCCAAACAGUACUGGUCACGGCGGGAAGCACGGUACCGUUCAAACUGCUAGCGAAAAAAUCUCGCGAUCAGGCGCUGAAGGCGAUCAACUUUAUCGAGCGCGAACAACAACAAGAAAUGGAGAUUUUUGAGGAAACUAAACCCAUCUUAACGACGACGUACCUUAAACCAACGCUAGCGGCACUACAAAAUGAAACAAAAUCCUACCAAUCAUCAGAUAAUGCGGAUCAUCGUGAAACAGUUGCAGCCCCAACAUCCAUACCAUCAUUGGAACCGGCUAAUCACGGUUCUACUGCGCUAGCGGUAGAAAAAUCGUUACAAGCGACGGCCACCACCGAUCCGGAACCAAGCGGCUCAGAACCGGCGACGGAAGGUGCCGUUGGUGGCGGCGGUACUUCAACCACCAGUAUUUUGCAAGUGUAUGCGGCCUACGAGACGGGUCUACCGAGCGGGACUUCGUUGAAGCUGCGCGUAACGCCAAAGACGAGCGCACGUGAAGUGAUCGAUUUGGUCGUAAAGCAGCUAAACAUGGCGGUGGUUUUGAAAGGGCGCGAAGGGCCCAUCUACACCGCGGAACGACUAGAUAACUUCUGCCUCGUGGCAGUGAUCGGAGCGCGAGAACGUUGUCUUCGGGACGACUUCCGACCGCUACAGCUGCAAAACCCGUGGCGCAAGGGACGUCUGUACGUACGCCAGAAACACGAUCUACUGGCCGCCAUCGAACAUUCCAACCGAGAGACGGCGGAUAUAUAA